CCAGGGGGUUGUCGUUACUGUCCCGCCUUGGUUUUCGAGCACUGCCUCAGGAAGAUCAAGUUGACUCCCUGAUGCCCGAUGAAGUUACCGUAAGCAUCCGUUAGUUGUUUUUCUAAAUACGAACAAAGACACCACAACAGCAGCAAUGAACUCAUUAUCAGCUCUAUUACAGCGGUCUUUUCCCUUAGCGUGCCUUCAGUAAAUGUGUAUUCGACCUAGUUAUCACUAAUGGUGUUUGUCUGCAACACCUAUUCCACCGUACUUUUUUUUAUUAAAAGCUAUAAAUUAUUAAUUGUUUCCUUUGCAAACGAACAAAGAGACUACUGUAAGUGUUACCUCUAGUGAUGCCGGCAAAAAUCUGUCGAAUCGGCACUGAGAGUUUCCUUCCCAGCCCUUGCCAACUUCUCUCGCUUCACCAUAAAGAACGAGAGUAGUCAACUCAAUAGUCAGGUGCUUACCAGUGGCAAACUGCCCCGUUGGGCUAUUUACCCGAGUGUACGAUGGCUCCGAGCGCAUUCAUAACAAUGGAAUAGUUUCGUGUUGCGCUUCAGUUACUGCUUGAAAAUGUUCGGCUGUGUUAAAAGCGCACGCUAUAAAAAAGGCGACUGUCGAAGCAGACUUUGCAGUUCGUGUAGUCGCUCUUAGUCAAUGUUAUCCGGAACGUCUACGGUUUAGUGUAGGAGACGACGGCUUACCGUAGAGACAACUCGUCCUUGGAAAAGUUCAUUUCGCAGAGGCUAGGUUGAAUCAAUCGGUCGAUCAUCAAUCGUACUUCUGAAUCGAUUUUGUGAAUGGAUCACACUCUAAAAUAACAGAGCUGGUGUGCUUGCUCUUGUCUGUCAUUAGUUAUUGUCUUUGUUCUUUCUACCAUUUCCGAUACGUGCAUCGUGGACAAAUCCCGCUCAAAAAGUGUGCGUGAAUUUCUGCGACGGGUCGACGUGUUAAAUUUGUUUACGUGUUUCGAAACGAGGUAACCGUGAAAGAAGCUUUGACAGAGAGAACAAUGAUUCGAACACGUAGGAAGAGGUCGCUGGACAAAGGCGUCAAAAAAUCACAAAUCUCACCUCUACUGUCGGAUGUGACAGCGGUACCAUUGAUAAAUUUAAAUACAGUCAUUCCAGCACCGGAACCCCUCGAAUUGUCUUCCCACUAUUUGAUCAACAGAGCUAAUGCGCACUUCUUCAAAUGCUUCGCCUUCGAGGCAGAAAGUCGACCAUUUAUCGUCGUUCGUCACGACGUUAACGCCGAAGAUGUCACAAGUGUUAUGCAAACGGACUGGCGUUUCGUAGUUCCACGAAUUGCACUCUUCCUCGUCUCAGACGUGGGCCCUAUGGCCGAGUGGUCACAGCCUCGCCAACUCGACGCCUUCAAAUGCGGCCUCAUCAAGGCAGCCAACACAACCCACAUGUGGAUUUUCACUAACGGGCUUAACACCGGGAUCGCUCAGGAGAUUGGGGACGCUGUCGCUGAGGAACUGAGUCGACGGCGUGCAAAAAGAUGUCACAAACACCCCGCGCGGAAAAAGCAGCAUAAACCACCGCUCACUCUGGUGGGUCUUGCGCGAGAAGAUUUGAUUUUAGGUGCUGAACGAUUUACAAAUUCUGAUGGUAGUGACGUGAACAUUCAGGUUGAUGCGAACAAACCUGAGGAGCAAAGGUUCGAGCUCAAUCCUGAUCAUACACACUAUAUCAUCGUUCGAGAUGACACGGUCCACAAAACUGGCAUCAAUCAAUAUACUCUUCGCUUCGAAAGGGUCCUAGCCUGUCUCGGAGCUCGAAAGACCGAGGAUGCUACUACAGUUGAAACGCAUCGGAAGGUUGCGCGUCAGGCAUCAGCGAUCUCUAUGCAGCUUCCACUUGUCGCUGUUCUAAUACAGGGAGAUUUCCAAUCCGCCAAGUUUAUCUUUGAUCGAUUACAGAAAGAGCUUCCGAUACUCGUGUUCGAGGGCACUGGAGGUUUGGCUAACCUAAUUGCUUUUGUAUACAACGAAGUUCAGCGUAGGGCCCCUAACGUGUGGGACGCUGAAUUCAUCGAGGAAUUCGUAAAGCCGGAGUUGACUGCGAUGAUUUGCGCACAGCAACCGAUGUACUCGGAACAGACGCAGGCGAGAAAUGCAUAUAGGGACAGGAUACUCGAAAUUGUGCGACUUGCUUGCCACAAACAGCAGGGAGCUCACCUGACGGUUGUACAUACAAGAAACCGAUCGUGUGAUCUAGAGAAAUUAGACCAGGUUCUUCUGAAAGCUCUAUUUAAAUCUCAACGGGCAGAACAAACAGUGUGGUAUUCCCAGCUAAAAAAGGAUCUUCAGCUAACAAUUGACUGGAACAGCCCGAAGGUGGCGUUAGUCGAAGUAUUUCAAAAAGACUCAUCGAAUAAGUUUCAAGUCGAUUCAGGAAUCUUCAUGGAAGCGCUACUAAGGGAGGACCGUGAAGAGUUCAUUGACAUAUUUCUCCGAAGGCAGUUCCAGUUAAGCAAGUUUCUGUCAAAGGGGCGACUAAAACUCAUUUUCCAGAAAGUCCUAUCAGAAGAUUUCUUCUUCCUGGUCUGUUGGAUGGGCGCCCUAGGAAAUACUUCCUAUCGUGUAUCCGACGACUUCAUCGAAGCCGAUCUCAACUGGCUAAUUGAACUGUGUACAGGCCUCCCAGAUUAUGUCAGCUCUGAGCACCUGUCGAUGGCAGCAGCUGGUAUGUGUACCGGAGACGAAACCCAGGCUGAACGAAAAGCCCUUGUGAUACUUGCUCUUUGGGCUGUUUUUACUCACCGAAGAAAAUUAACGAAGAUUCUAUGGAAGCACUCUGAACAGCCUAUUCAUUUGGCGCUCAUUAUCUCAACGGCGUACGCUCGUUUAAUGGACUACGCACGGGACCCCGCUGCAAAAGCAGAGUUGGAGGAGUCAUCGAGAGAAUUUUCUGAGAUCGCCACUGGCAUUCUGGACCUGUCUUGGGCUACGGAUGCGGGCUGUCGCGCGUACGACAUCUUGUCUGAAGAAAGCUCUGACUGGAACGAGAAGACCGCAGUGGAAUUGGCUGCCCAAGGCAAGAACAUGAUGUUUUUGGCGCAUCCAUGCUGCCAGAAGUGGAUCACCAACCUGUUUAUGGGUCGAAUCACUGUACGCGAUAUGUGUUGGGGCAUCUGCACGUUCCCACAGUUUGUCAAAAUACAACUCUGCGCGUUUUUCAUCCUGCCUAUGUAUCUGUUCAUUCGAUUCAAGGAUGACCCCCACCAAAUGGAAUACAAACCGGAAAUUGACGAAGACGAUGAAGAUUUCGACUUUGUCGAUGAAGCUCCGGUACUUACAAAGGAGAGAGUAGCUCGGGAUAUAAUUCAUAGCAAGGCGCGAGCGAUGUCACUAUUUUUGAAGCAACGCAAGCAGGAACGUGAAAACGAAAAUUUCCCGCCACUUUGGAAAAUGAUUUACCUCAUGUGGAGUGCGCCUAUCACCAAAUUCUGGACGUUUCAGAUGUUUUAUAUUCUCUACCUACUAUUGUUUUCUGUCGCUGUAUUGUUACCGUCAUGUGGAUAUCAGCCUCUUGACCUGGCUGUUUGCAUCUGGACAUUUUUAAUAGCCGUCGAAACAUGUCGGAGAACUUAUGUAUCGCACCAGCAAUACAAAAGGGUUCCAUUAGCGCUUCGUUGUUUCGAGAUUCUCUUCAUGUUUGGACUGGUGGGACUCUAUGGAUGGAGUAGGGUGCUGAAAAGGACGGAUAUCCUGAGCCCAUACUCAGCUAAGGUUCUCCAGUGCUUCGGAUUACUGUAUUCAUAUUAUAGGCAAAUUUUCAUCUAUCUACCCAUAUCACCUACCCUCGGACCGCUCCUAUACCGAAUUAAAUAUAUGGUGUCAGAAGAUUUCAUCAACUUCAUGCGUAUGGCUUUGCUCGUAAUGAUUAGUGGCGGAAUCGCGGUUCAGGCUAUGAUGUACCCGGAUCAUCCAUGGAACUGGAACUUAGCCCGAAUGACGGUCUACCGGGCUGUAUUCUCACUCUUUCUGACUCCCGUUACCGAGCUAGGCGACUUUAAGCCAGCCGCGUGUCCAAGACUCGACAGGUCUGAGUUUGAUGAUGAAUGCCUUGCCGUCGGACCGUUCGUUAAUGCCACAGACAGCAAUCAUCUUUGCCCGCUAAAGGGCUUCUGGACUUACGCCUUCAGUAUCCAGUACCUGAUCCUGCUCAAGAUAAUUCUGAUGACCCUACUUUAUGCUCUGUUCAGUAACACUGCUCGACGCAUUGAAGCGGCUUCGGAUAACAUUUGGAAGUUUCAACGUUACCAGCUCGUAAUCGACUUCAAAAAUCGGCUAUGUCUCCCGCCGCCGCUGAACAUAAUCUCAUACAUCCUAGUGUUGCUAGAUCUGACUAUCGGAAAUCUCUUUCGUUUGAUAAAAAAGUGUUGCUGUACUCGUAAAGACGAUGACAGCGGUCUUCUGCCACUUCCGGUAAUGCCGGCUGGCACAACGGGUAAGGACAGUAGCUUCGAGUACUGGCGCCAAAUAUCGCAGGAUUAUUGGGCCGCCCGUGAAGAAAGCGAACUUGAGGAGAAACGCAAUAAAGAAGAACUUGAACGCCAACAAAAAGUUCUCGACGAAGUUGACAAUCAUCGGGCGCAGCUCGCAUCGAUGCGUGCCGAAAUGAAGGAGCUAAAUCGGCUCAUGCUUCAAACACGCAAUUACCUCGCCGAAGUCAAGCAUUCAGCUCAAGCGCAGUCGGUGGUCGAUGGUGUAGGAACACCCGGAGCACCAGACGCUGCUCGGCAGGCCCACUUCCUUGCCAAGAGUUCCCCGUAUCCCGCUACGAAGGUCCUGCGUUUCCCCGUCCCGGACAAAUAUGUACCUUGGGAGGUCAUGUGGUUGGACUACGAUCCAAUUGUAUUCACCAAGCCCAGCAACUGUUUCUCUGCAGAGCUGCAACCAUAUAUUGACGAAGAUGUUUUACAACUGAAAUUUGAAAACCAGCGGGUGCCAAAAUAUCAGUGGAAUGGCGUGUUUAUAAGCCCUGCCGGAAUCAUAACCGAUCGUAAGUCAUGGAUAGUCGAAGCGAGUCAAUCCGUCAUCUAUUUACUCGAACCCGAGGGUGUCCCACGUAACCCGUACGGCCGAACUGGUUUGCGUGGUAAAGGGGGUCUGUGUCGUUGGGGGCCUAACCAUUUCGUGCUUUUCGUUAUCUCGCGUUGGCAGACCUCACGAGUGCAUCUAGUGGGUGGUAAAGGUCUUGAGGUGGCACUGAUGCGUGCUACUCGCGGAGGCCAUUAUUCGCUCCCAGGUGACUUCGUGCCGGGCGAAGAUCUGUAUGUUUCGCUCGCAACAUUUUUCAAAUCCACCGACGAAGUUACCCUUAAGUAUCCCAAGGAGCAGGAACACAUCAAAGGAUUCUUCCAGUCGAUGAUACGACAGAGUACAAGUGUCACUGGAACACCAACGUCAGAAACGACGCCAACUCCUACUGAAGAUCGCGUGCGUGUGGAAAUAGUGGAUAAGGGUUAUAUGGAUGACCCUCUUAACACCGAUAAUUGCUGGAAGGAAGUUGAACUUUGGAGUGUGCAUUAUACACCAGAGUCAAACGAAAAUAUCAGUGCGCAUUUUGAUAAGGCGCUCGCAUGGCACCUCGUAACGGAGGACCUAUUCCCGAAGAUACACUCAGGUCAGGCUGCCCUACUCUCCAAAGUCGUCAAGCAAGUCAGUAACAGCCCGCUUCCCUAAUUAUUGGACGUCUGCUAAAAUUGAAUUAAACAGCAUCACCGGGUUUCCUAUCGCCAUGCCGUUACUGUUAUACGCAUUGUUUGAUCAAGGUACCAAUCUAUCAGGUAUUGGCAAGGGAACCGUCGCCUAAUGGGGCAAUAUUUUUUACGCUUAGCGUCUACAUACUGUUCUAGUAGAUUCUUGAUUCUACCUGGCAACUCGAAUGAUCAUAACUUCCUUCAUAACUGACGCCAUGAAUUCGGUUCAACUAUACAUCAGCAGUUACACAAAAGGUCAACAGGUCAAAAUCGGGCGCUAUCGUUUCGCCCUACUCUGACCGUUUUGUUCGUCCAAGUUCAAACUUGUGGUCAAUCGACUACCUCGCCUCGACGAAGUGUUCCAUCGAUGGGGACAACUAAAGACGGGCGGAAUAUGCUCUAUGGCUCGACAGCAACGUUAUUUUUACUGCCUCCUGGAAUCAAGCCAGCUUUUUCAAAAACUUAGUAGCGUUAUUCAGAUAAGCAUACCGGGGUUACUCGUUGGUAGCGCUGAUUAACCUAGUUGAACUAAUCUAAUUGCCGGUGGCACGCUAUGACAGAAAGACAUAAAUGUAACUAUUCACUUGCUUGAUAUAUAUCAAACAACUGAUUAAAGUAGGUCGAUGAACUCGUCUUUGCGGAGUUAGUUUUACCGAGGUUAUUAUAGAGAGUUCACGUUAGCAUUCGACAGUGCAGUCAAAAAAACAUAUAAUGCUAUCAUAAUGUGCUACCCAGUGCUUCGAAAUCAGUUUCGUGGUAAAUGACCAGACUACACUAUCCAUGUGGUGGAGACGUGCUCAGAGGAAGGCGCAAAAUCACUGAUGCAUCGACAUGUCUAAUAUUGGGUAGUACCGGCUAUAAGAACGCAAAGAUCUAUAACAAAUGCCAGCUAUACAUUUUGCAGAGAACCAAACAGUUUAGAAUCCAAUUGCUAUAAGGAUGGAAAAUAACAAACGUGGGUUCGCAAAUGUACACAUGUAGACAGACAGAGAUACCUUUUUAGAAAAUUAUAUCAGCGAUAAAGCCCUGCUGAAAUAUCGAUGAGCAAAGGGUAGUUUUUUAUCAAGUAUGAUCGAGUGGUUACUGCUCGUGAGUAUGUAUGUUACUGAAAAAAAUGUCUUUCAGUAUUACCAGGAAGAGAGAGGAGAAAUUCACAACUUAGAUAUACACGUAGACGCUUCCUGAUGUGUCUAUUAAGAUGUACAUAUUAUUAGUGAACAAAUCAAUACGGGACGAUGCUUCGAAAUAUUGAUUCGUAGCGAUAGAGUUUAGGGCUGUUUAUCGAUCUGAUGUUAUUUUUUUGCCUGUUUGUUCUUUUCCUUUUGCCAUCAUCACUAAUAGGACCGUCUCACGAAACUUUAAUUAUAAAUAUAAAAUAAAAAAAUUAAUCAAUGUAGAUCAACUCAUGUACCAAAAUAAAUGACAUCGCUCUUACUUAAUCAAUUGUUUAGAUGACUGCAUGAGUUACACUCCAAUAAUUGAUGAAAUCCGAGAUAGCAAUUGCCUUAAUGAAUCCUUCAGAAGAAUUUAAUAUCGAAGAUAAGUAAGUUAAGUGUAGGGGCUUGAACAACUCCUCCUCCUCCUCCUCCUGAAUUUCUAUUCGAACUUGCAUUAGUGAGUCCCAUAGAGCGUUGAUGUGAUGGACGUGGGGUGGGCCGAGGAGCUGGUUUCAACUCAUCGAAAUCAUGAUUGCCAUCUAGAUUAUGUAAAUUCAUAUUGCGAUGCUGUCUACGUUGCAGUAAUAAUCCAGUACCAUUUUGUGAAGCAAUAAACUAGAUUUUUCGUUGUUUUCAAAAGUA
Molecule: messenger RNA, 7505 nt
Organism: Varroa destructor (honeybee mite)
Lineage: Eukaryota; Metazoa; Arthropoda; Arachnida; Mesostigmata; Varroidae
Product: transient receptor potential cation channel subfamily M member-like 2
Biological process (GO): monoatomic cation transmembrane transport; metal ion transport
Cellular component (GO): plasma membrane
Molecular function (GO): monoatomic cation channel activity
Source: RefSeq, a predicted model, not a curated record